AUGGGUGAAACAGAGCGCGAGGAUCUAAAACCAGUUCCUCACAGAAGACGUAUAUUUUCUGUUGCGUUAUGUGCAUGGGUCACGGGAACAAUCCUACUUACUGAUCUUCGGAGUAACUGGAGCUAUAAAAAUUUAGCCAAUUUUUACAUCAUUGCGUGUAUCAGGAGGCUGUUACCAACGAUUUUGAAUAACUUGACAGUUUUCUUGUUUUUUUUGAGUGAUGUGGAGAAAUGUGAUGUUGACGGUUUUUUGGAGACGUUUUUCGCUGUUUUUGAAGUUGAGUUUUUGACCCAUAUUUGUAUUGAAAGAUAUGUUAUCGCUAAGUACGUAAAUAAUGGCUGGGAUUUGAAGAAUAGCCAUUACACUUUGUACUAUUUUUUGAGUGUAAUGUUUUCAUUCGUGUAUUCUGCACCACCUCUGUUUGGUGUUGUUGGCUUUGCUCGCGAUUUCACGUGCACCUCAUGUAUUUUAGAUAUGAUAUUCCCCGGAACUUGGGAGAAUGCUCUUAUGAUCGCUAUAUUUGUUUUGAGAAGUGUUAAGCCGGCUAUUUUCAUGAUUAUUAUGUUGAAAUGGGCUUCCAAAUUAGAACGUCAAUGUAUCAAUUGCGACAAGAUAGAUAUGCAGCUUACGAAUAGCAUUGUUGCUAUAAUUGCAGCGCAUUUUAUUUGUUGGGCGCCUAUAGUGUUUAUUAGAGGACUUGUUAUCAUUUCACAAUUAUUAAACAUAAACCCGAUGGUGUAUCUCUGCGCUGACUGGAUUUCAUGGGCUAUGUGGAUGCAUUGGAUUGCGCCUGCCGUAUCCGUCAUAACAUUAUUCGCAACGAAUGAUCGUAUUUGCUAUUAUUCGUAUGGUGUGUUCGUUAGUUCUAAGCCCGAUGACGACGGUAAAGAAAAGGAACAUUAAUAAUAUGUUGUUUUCCCAAAAUAAAAAGUCUUGUA
This is a messenger RNA of Bombyx mori (domestic silkworm), 938 nucleotides long. Its product is annotated as pinopsin-like. The record is from RefSeq and is a predicted model, not a curated record. The transcript has 7 exons. Bases 1 to 903 code for a protein of 300 amino acids. Lineage: Eukaryota; Metazoa; Arthropoda; Insecta; Lepidoptera; Bombycidae.